Molecule: messenger RNA, 2845 nt
Organism: Brachypodium distachyon (stiff brome)
Lineage: Eukaryota; Viridiplantae; Streptophyta; Magnoliopsida; Poales; Poaceae
Exons: 3
Coding region: 2167-2661 (164 amino acids)
Source: RefSeq, a predicted model, not a curated record
CAGGCAACCUACGCACGCCGCCUCCUUCCUUUCAGCAUGCGAGCGACUCUUCCGGCUACACCGAACCUUCGUCCACCCGCCCCCAAAGGCCCAAGCCGAGCCGCAUCCUCCCUCUUCUCCUCUCCACAGCGCCGCCUCUCCUCUGCCCUCGCGCCGCCGGUCGCCGUUGCCGCCGCCAUGCCUGACUCCAGCGAACCGGAGCCCCGAAAGCCGAGCCCUCGCGCCAGCAGCAUCGCCUUGGCUGCGGGAAUCGAUUCAGAUGACUCUUGCUCCAUCGGCCGACCGUGGCUCUCCAAUUUUCGGAUCUACUUCGACUCCGGCCCCACCUUCGCCGGUCGAUCUCGUCGCCGUCGGUGAGUAUGUAUAAAAUUCCUUUGACCUGUAGACUUACGUAGACCUACUCCACGUAUUGGAUAUGGCCUCCAAUCGAAUUGUUCAUGUUGGCCGCGCACUCGUCAAACCAUGUGGUCGUGCCAUUCGCAACCUAGAACCUGUUCCUGUAAAAUCCUUUUGCGUCACAGUGUGCAUCUCUUCUCUGUGAGUUCAGAACAUGGGACGGUCCUCCAAUGCAUCCACUGUAGCUCUGAAACCGUCCAUGAAAUCGUGUCAAUGACCGACAUCGCCAUGGUGUCCGAAAUCCAGUUCACCAUCUGAGCCCGACCCCGGCAUAGAAAAGUUUACCUUUGACCUUAGGACAACCUUAGGAAUUACAUGUCCCCACGUCGUCAAUCAUUAAUGUGUGCCAUUGGCCUUACCGCCUUCAUUUGGCGUUAAAUAGAAGCUGACGCCUCUCCUCCUUCCCCACAUUACCACCGCCAUCGCCACCUCAUAUCGUCCAUCCCAACAUUCUCACAGCCAUAAUGUCGCACGCACUCUGAUGCUUACACAGACAACUCCUGUGGAAGCGAGAGCCGCCGUUGCCGCUGCACUCUGACUCGGUCACCCGCCACCGCUGGCCAAGACGAUCCCAUCUGUGCGCUUGAGAAGAGCGGCGGACUAGAGAUCCUCCGGACGGGCGGACCCGGGCCUUCUCGUGUGGACGCUUUCCAGGAGACUAGCUAAAUGGUCGUAGCCAGGAGAAGCGUCUUCGAGAGGAAGGAGUGCCGCGCUUGUCAAAGAGAGACAGAACUGGAGAGCUCCAUGCUGAUUGCUAGAAGUAGCAAGUGCUACACGCGACACCACCGACACUGCCAACCAUCGCCUCGGGCACAGUCGACGCUGACCACGUGCCGGCCAGGAUGAGGAGGCAUGCUCGGUCCGGUACGCCUGCCGCGGGGAGCCGGAGCCAAAGAGCUCCCAGAACGCCACCCGCCACCUCCACCUCCCCGCUCCAGCAGCAUCCACUCUCUGGCUUCGCCAUGGGGGCCCAAGCCACAGAGCUCACGAAUCGCCGCCCGCCGGCUUCGCCUCUGUGCUCCGACAAGGCCAACCCUCCACCUCUACAAGCGCCCAAGCCAACCAUAUGGCACCGACAAGGACGAGGAGGAGCGCCUGGUCGUCUACGCCCUUCGGCUGUCGCGGGAGACCGCCAUCGGAGGUUCGCUGACAGUAAGCUUGCACGGGGGCGUUGCACGCCGAAAGGAGCACAUGAGGAGGGCAGCGGCGUGGCACGCAAACCUACAAGUCCAGACUCUCAUCGGCAUCUCCUUUGACUCCGACUCCAAGUGAGUCGGCGAGCUCGCCGGCGAAGCUGUGUCCUAGUUUAAUUUAGUUUUCUUUAGGUUUAAAUGUUAGAUCGAAUAUUUAUAAAUUUUGAUGCAAUUAAUGUACGAACUAUGUAUGCAAAUCAAUAUGAAUUUUCAUUGCUGCAAUGUUUCAGUGCAAUUUUAAAUUACAAAUUAGCAUUCUCGCAGCUCACAUAGGGUAAAAACAAAACGUGUGGUGACUAAUUUUUUUAGUCUUACGUCUCUCAGCAUUGACGCUUACUUGCAAAAGAGUCAGUGCACAAGCAGUUGUGACGCUUCUUGGGUGCGAAAGUGUCAGAGGAGGGAACUGCAGGCGCUACGAUCGGCCUCGGAGAAAAUCAUCUCUGACGUUUCUUUGGUCAGGAGCGUCAGAGGAUUUUCGUUGUCUCCGACGAGCCGGGACGUGUCAGAACUAUGAGAGUCAUCUCUGACACAUGAUUACUGUCACGUCCCAAAAGCGUCAACUGUAAGGGUUUUGGACAUGUCAGAGAUCAUCGACAACUGCCAGUACUUGAUGGAGGAAAUAACCAUGCUCCCGGACACUAAGACCUUGUCACUUUGGUUGUCACCAGAUGGGCAUGUCUUUGGACCAUAUGUGUUCUAUUUGCUCUGCUUGUCCACGGGGAUUAGAAACUUUAAGAUGGAAUUAAGUCGAAGCAGUGAGGAACAAAAAACUUGCUCGUCAGGUUGCAUUUGCAAUCAGCAAGAAGACAUGGAAACUGAUGAUCUAUUGCUGAACUCUCUGAUGGAAGUGGAAAUCAAUGGAUUGUCGGGAGCAGAACAUGAAUUCACAUUUGUGGAACGACUAUUAAGAGGGGCAGCCAUGCUUAAAACAAUUACUCUUUCUUUUCACCAUGCCAUCACUGUUACUGGGGAGGUGUGUCAGAAACUACUUGGCCUCUCUCAACCCAAGACUUGCAUGAAGAUUAACUACUAUGUCAAUGGGGACGAGGUGAUGUAUUCACCAGCAGGCUAGGGAACUUGUUGGUGAUGAAUGGGUAUGAUAAUGGGUGUACCGAAGGUUUUAUCUAUCUGUAGUUGAGUGUGUUGCUUCAGUUAAAUAUGAAUGUUAAUCCAGAAUCGUUUUUUAUUCUAUAUGUUUAUCAAGAGAUCAGUCUUUUCAUAAUAUAUGUUGAGGGCAUAAUUUGGCUUUAAUCAAA